UUUUGAAAUGUGGUUCUCCAAAGUAAAGGAAGAUGUUUUUAUAUUUCUAUCCAAGACAGGAAAAAGGGCAAAAGCCAAUGUCAUAUACAAUACAUCGCUGCCUGUGCUCUUUGGGAUCAAGAAAUAUGCAGACUCAUUGUGGGACAUUGUGAAACAACGAGACCUACAAGUGAACCUGAGGCAAAACCUGAUUGAAGUGCGAGCAGAUAAGCAAGAAGCUGUGUUUGAAAAUCUUGACAAACCAGGUGAAACCAAAGUGCUUGAGUAUGAAAUGCUUCAUGUCACACCACCAAUGGGACCCAAUUUGGUGAUUAAAGGCAGUCUUCUGGCAGAUGAGGCUGGCUGGUUGGAUGUCAACAAAGACAACCUCCAACAUAAGAGAUAUCCAAACGUGUUUGGGAUUGGAGACUGUACCAACCUGCCCACAAUCAGAACGGCUGCGGCUGUCGCUGCACAGACUGCUAUCUUGAACAGAACCAUCAGCAAAGUACUGAAAAAUGAGAAGCCAGAUAAGAUAUAUGAUGGCUACACCUCGUGUCCCUUGGUUACAAGCUACAACACAGUGAUUCUUGCAGAGUUUGACUACAAUGGACAACCACUGGAAACAUUUCCCUUCAACCAAGCCAAAGAAAGAAGACUUAUGUACUACAUGAAAGCUGAUCUGAUGCCUCACCUCUAUUGGCAUGGGCUUCUGCGGGGCCUGUGGGGUGGACCAGGACCAUACAGGAAACUCCUUCAUCUUGGAAUGAAAUGAAACCUCACUGUCUGUGAUCAUCUCUAAACUUUUCAAUUUAAUUCAAUUUAUUUUGUAAAGCCCAAAAUCACAAAUUUACCUCAAAGGGCUUUGCAAUCUGCACACAUAUGACAUCCUCUGUCCCGGGACCCUUUAACAGAGAGAAAAGGAAGAAACCUUAGGGAGAGCAACAGAGGAGGGAUUCCUCUCCCAGGAUGGACAGAAGUACAAUAGAUGUCAUGUUUUACAGAAGGAACAACACAACAUAAUGAGAGUAGGCAGAAUAAUGAUGGAAAAAUUACGACCACUAAUAACAUUAGCAUUAGUGGAUAUGGUAGAAUAAUAAUGAUAAUUAAAGCAUUGAUGGUAUCAGUAAUAGUAAUGUGACUAAUAAUAGUAGCAGU
Molecule: messenger RNA, 1137 nt
Organism: Anarrhichthys ocellatus (wolf-eel)
Lineage: Eukaryota; Metazoa; Chordata; Actinopteri; Perciformes; Anarhichadidae
Gene: sqor
Product: sulfide quinone oxidoreductase
Exons: 5
Coding region: 8-754 (248 amino acids)
Cellular component (GO): mitochondrion
Molecular function (GO): FAD binding; sulfide:quinone oxidoreductase activity
Source: RefSeq, a predicted model, not a curated record